UGGUCGGUUCCUUCAUGUUUAUAUACCCACAGGACACAAUAUUCUAUUGGUCUUCGAAGAUUGGUCAAAAUCCUCUAAAAUGGAUGGCAAUGAAUGAGUUAAAGAAUGAACAUGAUUUUUUUUCAUAAUGGCUAAAGAAUGAUUUAAUUUUACAGACAGAUCAACUUUUUUAACGUCCUCUCCAAUUGACCAGGGUCAUCUGUCACUUAAAACCCCCCAAAUCAAAUCAAAUCUGGCCCUUGAAAACAAUACAGUACUUAGUCCAGCCCUGUCAUGUGUCUGGGCCCUUGCACGUUUAAUAGUGGCUGGCAAACAAGGAAGUGUAGUCUGGUGUGGCACACUUUGGUGUUAGUUCCUCAUUUCUCGUCUUGUGACGAAAAUGGACAAAAGGGACAGCUUGACAGCAAAGGAAUCAUCCAAGUUAAUCACUUCAGGAGAGCUGCUGACGAGUAACCAGCUCAGUCAGGUAUUUCAUGACAAUUUGAUCAUGCAACCCUAAAAUGUUUCAUAGGGAGCCCAUAUGUGUUUUUUCUUAUUGUUGCCAUAGAUAUAGGUAUAAUGUGUUCACAAAUUGCUAAUUUGGGGAAUGAAACAUGCACUUGAAUUUAUAAUUUGUGGCCAUGAAAUAAGCAUGAUUUGCACAUGAAACAGUAAUGUGUGUGUCUUUGAAGAGGUGUGUCAAACGAGCUUUCGCGGGCGACAUUGUGAUUAUAGUUUCCCUCAGAAAACGUGAUGUGACGUGCAGUUCGUCAAGCAUAAAACCAGUGGCAACGUUUUGUCACCUUUAACUACAAUCAACUUAAUUUUAAGUCCCUUUCUUGAGUCACAUUUACAACAAUAUGUUUCAAGAGAAGCAGUUAUAUGCCCAUUGUAAUGGGAAUUUGACAUAUAACAGCGCUAAAUGGAAGUGACUGUUCGUAUGAUAGAAUGCUGACCAGUUAUUUUGCGGAUAAGCAAAGUUGCCUGCACAUGCACUAUCGUCUGUACUCUGUGGAGCUGCUCAAAAUGCUGAUUGCGCUGACCUUCACCAUCUCCCAACAAGAUAAAAUGAGAGCCCAUGGAGCGGGAGAAGGUUCCCUUGACAGAUAUGUGAACGGUGGCCCCCCAUGUUUUUUUCCCUUUUCUUUUUCUUUCUUAAAUAAAUCUCAUCAUUUUUUAUAAAGACAGUACUUUCGUUGUCCUGGUUUACCUGGACAAGACAACAUGUUAAACGUUACACCUAAACGUUAAAUCUAAAUAUAAAUGUUAAAUCCGCCAUUUUAAAAUCUAUAUCUUUGGGCUCUAAUAAAAUAUGUAAUCAUGCAAAUUGGAAAUGCCAGAAACCGGAAGCACCAAAAUAAAAACCCGAGGAGCGUUGACUGUACAUCGAAACAUAAAACAUCUAAUCCAGAGAAAGUGACUCUUGGCAACACAGACCAUCAUGGUGAUAAUUAGAAACUUAAAUAACAAUAAUGAUCACAUUUAAUUUUAAGUGUCAUUUUUACCAAAGUUGCGAGACUCAUGACAUUUCUCCAAACAUGUUUGUAAUUUGAUGCCUGAGACUCACCUCCAGAAGAGGAAACGCGUUCUGGUUGAAAACCCAGAAAGUACACCUCAGAUGCUUCCUUAUGCGUACCCGCCUGAUCCUGAGACACACCCAGCUCCGGAGUGUACGCUGUCAUUAUUUCAGUGGCAAAUCGAACAGGAAUCACGUAGGUAUGAAGAUGUCCCCCCCGAGUUGCUGAACUUGCAAGAUGGGGAUGGCGACACAUGUCUUCACAUAGCUGUGGCCCAAGGCCGAAGAGCUCUGGCUUACAUGCUCGCUUCCAAGAUGGCCAAUUAUGGCGCUUUAGAGGUGAAGGAGCGCAAUGGGCAGACGCCGCUUCAGGUCGCAGUGGCAGCCAAUCAGCACCUAAUCGUUGGCGACCUGCUGCUGCAUGGCGCGGACAUCAACACCAGAGACUCUUGGGGCCGCUCGCCUCUACACGUGUGUGCUGAAAAAGGAUUCUACCUUUGUUUACAGAGCAUCUGGAAGACUUUCUCUGGAUGUUUACAGAUGAUUGACACAGAAAUGCUCAAUUUCGACGGUCAAACGCCACUUCAUGUCGCAGUGUUGUCUCACAAUGCGGUUGAAAAUGAGUGGAGGAGACUGGCUCAUACUCGUACCCUGGACAAGCAUCAGUGCCAGUUCCAGCAAAGGGAGCUGCUGCAAAGGAAACACAUUUAUGUUCAAUGUGUGAAGGCUCUGUUGUACAUUGGCGCCUCCUGUGGGACGAAGGACUUAAAAAGUGGACUGACGUGUUGGCACAUGGCAGCCGAAGAGGCCAAUUGUCAACUGUUGCGCGUCUUCCUCGAGUGGCCAUCUGCCUUGAGCAGCCUCAACCACAAGAGCUUCAGUGACAACACGGCCCUACACGUGGCCAGCUCCUUGCAAAACCAUCCCGCUCAGCCGGAGGCGCUAAAGAUGCUGAUGAGAGGCGGAGCCGACCCUACGGCCAGAAACUUAGAGAAUGAGCUCCCCUGGCAACUGGCGCCAGGAGGACCCAUUGGUGAGACGGUGCAUCAGAUCCUCAGGGGGCGACAUCUUGAUGCUUAAAUGUACUCCAGAACAGAACACUGUCAGUCAGACAGUCUAUCAUGUAAAUAUUUGCCUCGCAAAGUCAGAUGGUGGUUGUUUCAAUGAAACAAAUAAUUUUGAUGUAAUACUCAAUGAGCAAACAUACACAUCAUCCAUCCAUUUUCCGAUCCACUUAUCUUCACAAGGGUCGCGGGGCAUGCUGGAGCCUAUCCCAGCUGUCUUCGGGCACCUUGAACCGGUUGCCAGCCAAUCGCUGGGCACCAACAGUCGAACAACCAUCGCGCUCACACUCACACCUAGGGACAAUUUUGAGUGUUCAAUUAAACUCCCACGCAUGUAUUUGGAAUGUGGGAGGAAACCGGAGUACCCGGAGAAAACCCACUCAGGGACAAGGAGAACUUCAUUCCAAGAGUACACAUUGACAACAUUUUUGUGCGGGAUUCUUACUUUAAAAAAACCAAUUAAAUACAUGAAAUUGAGCAUUCAACUAAUCAAAUAACUCUCGGAGCACCUGAAUGUAAAAUAAGUAAAUGUUUCUCAGAAUAGGGACUCAAACCAUCCAUUUUGACAAUAAUGUACUUAUUUUUUAUUCGGAUAUAAAUACAGCCCUGGGUACCUUAUGUACCAUACGUGCAUGUGUAUAAUGGACUGCUUAAGAUGACCAAAUUCCUUGUGAAUUUUAACAUCAAUAAUAUAUACAGGUAUACCGUAAUAAUAGAGGGUACUCUAAAUGGCAACUGAGAGUCAUGGAAUAAA
Hippocampus zosterae (dwarf seahorse) is the source of this 3313-nucleotide messenger RNA. It is a transcript of the gene nfkbiz, whose product is annotated as nuclear factor of kappa light polypeptide gene enhancer in B-cells inhibitor, zeta. Gene Ontology annotation, biological process: regulation of gene expression. Bases 1532 to 2575 code for a protein of 347 amino acids. The transcript has 9 exons. Gene Ontology annotation, molecular function: protein binding. The record is from RefSeq and is a predicted model, not a curated record. Lineage: Eukaryota; Metazoa; Chordata; Actinopteri; Syngnathiformes; Syngnathidae. Gene Ontology annotation, cellular component: nucleus.